CUUUCUGUAGAAGAAAAAGCACUUUUUCUUCGUCUCCUACAUCUUCGUGUAUUUUUUCACGUUGGAUACGUUAGUCCAGUGACAAAGUAACAGGUUCUACGUAGUUAUACCAUGCGAACGCUUUUCUGACCCGCCUGCAAUUCUGCAUUUUAGUGGUGGUGAAUGAAAGAUCGUAUUACUGUUAUUAGUGGGCGAGAUCUGAGUCAUUCAGUAGUUAGACACAGUGGACCUGAUAUCCAUUUAUAUCUACAAAUAUGCUUAUUUUGGACUGGUUUGCAGGGGUUUUAAAAUAUUUUGGGUUUUGGAAAAAGAGUGGUAAACUCCUGUUUCUUGGUUUAGACAAUGCAGGUAAAACCACAUUGCUUCAUAGGCUCAAAGAUGAUCGACUAGGACAACAUGUACCUACAUUGCACCCAACAUCAGAAGAACUAUCUAUUGGAAAUAUGAGGUUCACAACAUUUGACCUUGGAGGACAUCCUCAAGCAAGAAGAGUCUGGAAGGACUAUUUCCCAGCAGUGGAUGCAAUAGUGUUUCUUGUGGAUGCAUUUGACAGAUCAAGACUAUCAGAGUCGAAAGCUGAAUUUGAUGCACUGUUGACCGACGAACAACUUAGUAUGUGUCCAAUUUUAGUACUAGGUAAUAAAAUUGAUAAAUCAGGUGCAGCUUCAGAAGACGAAUUGAGAAAUUAUUUUAAUCUCUAUGGUCAAACAACAGGAAAAGGAAAAAUUUCACGCAGUGAAAUACCCGGUCGUCCGCUGGAAUUAUUUAUGUGCUCAGUGUUAAAAAGACAGGGGUAUGGUGAGGGCUUCCGCUGGCUCGCUCAAUAUAUUAACUGAACGCAUAUGAUAACUUAAAUGCUCCAAUUCUCAGCAGUUUACUACAUUUCCCUUUCACUGAUUCGUACUGGAUGCCAGUAUCAGAGGUGUAUUAUAAUAGGAUAAACUGCAGUAACAGGUUCAAAACAGUGCAAAUGAGGAAAGAAGACGAUAUCUUAAAAAUACGAUAUAAAUACGUGAUAGGACAAAUUUCUUUCUUUUUAACAUGUGGAGCCUACAACAAUAUUCUACAUGAAUUUUUUAAAUUCCAUACAAGUUCUGAGGAUUCCUAUCGUUUUGCAAAUCACAUUAUGGAAGUACUUGACAUGCUGAAAAAUGAUAUAAACAUUUUGAUAAAUAAAAUAAUAAAC
Colletes gigas is the source of this 1186-nucleotide messenger RNA. RefSeq names its product GTP-binding protein SAR1a-like (gene Sar1). Gene Ontology annotation, biological process: endoplasmic reticulum to Golgi vesicle-mediated transport; intracellular protein transport; membrane organization. Gene Ontology annotation, cellular component: endoplasmic reticulum exit site; COPII vesicle coat. Bases 255 to 836 code for a protein of 193 amino acids. Gene Ontology annotation, molecular function: GTP binding; GTPase activity. The transcript is spliced from 6 exons. The record is from RefSeq and is a predicted model, not a curated record. NCBI's taxonomy places the organism in Eukaryota, Metazoa, Arthropoda, Insecta, Hymenoptera, Colletidae.